Ictidomys tridecemlineatus (thirteen-lined ground squirrel) is the source of this 3298-nucleotide messenger RNA. It is a transcript of the gene Taco1, whose product is annotated as translational activator of cytochrome c oxidase I. The record is from RefSeq and is a predicted model, not a curated record. Lineage: Eukaryota; Metazoa; Chordata; Mammalia; Rodentia; Sciuridae. Gene Ontology annotation, cellular component: mitochondrion.
AUGGCGUUUUGGGCUGCCGCCAACGUGAGCAAAACAGCUGCCCGAUGCUUGCGGGCGCGAGGCCCCGGGUUCCCUGCGGCUUCUCGGUUCGCCUCCCACCCAGAGCCUCCGGGCUACGGCCCUGUUGCGGGCAAGAAGCUGCACCUUACCGCGGGGUCCCUCGCCGGGCACAACAAAUGGUCCAAAGUCCGGCACAUUAAGGGUCCCAAGGAUACAGAAAGGAGUCGCAUCUUCUCCAAACUCUGUCUGAGCAUUCGCCUGGCGGUUAAAGAGGGAGGCCCUGACCCUGAGAGCAACAGCCACCUAGCUAAUAUCCUAGAGGUGUGUCGCAGCAAACAUAUGCCCAAAUCAACAAUUGAGGCAGCGCUAAAAAUGGAGAAAACUAAGGGCAUUUAUUUGCUGUACGAAGGUCGAGGCCCUGGUGGCUCUUCUCUGCUCAUUGAGGCGUUAUCUAACAGUAGCUCCAAGUGCCAGUCAGACAUUCGACAUAUCCUGAACAAGAAUGGGGGAAUGAUGACAGAAGGAGCUCGUCAUUCUUUUGACAAAAAGGGGGUGGUUGUGGUUGGAGUAGAAGACAGAGAGAAGAAAGCUGUGAACCUAGAGCGUGCCCUGGAGCUGGCAAUUGAAGCAGGAGCUGAAGAUGUCAAGGAAACUGAAGAUGAAGAAGAAAAGAACCUUUUUAAAUUUAUUUGUGAUGCCUCUUCACUGCAUCAAGUGAGGAACAAGCUGGACUCUCUGGGCUUAUGCUCUGUGUCCUGUACACUGGAGUUCAUCCCCACCUCAACAGUGCAACUGGCUGACCCCGACCUGGAGAAGGCUGCUCAUCUCAUCCAGGCUCUUGGCAACUAUGAGGAUGUGAUUCAUGUCUAUGACAACAUUGAAUGACCAGGACAUAUGUGCUUGUGGGCUCCUUCUUAGCAAGGGACAGCUCAUUCUGUAGCACAGGCAUCUGCAGCAAUCUUUGAGACUGAAGCAGGUGGGAAGCCUAACAGGUUAGGAGGUCAAAGGCCAUUACUCAUGGCUUUGAAGCCAGGGGAAUCAUACUUUCCUGGGACUGCUUUGUUGGCACUGCUGGUAUUUCAGAGCCCUCCUGGAUGCAGAGUGGGAUCAGCCAGCUGGUCUGACUGUGAUCUCAGGUAGUUGGCCCUUGUGGGAAUUGUAAACUCCUCAAGGCCCUAUAUAUUGAAAACUACUCUUUGUGUGUGGGUACGUCUAUGUGUGUGUUUAUGGUAUUAGGGAUUGAAUCAAGGGUGCUGUACCACUAAGCUCUGUCCCUAGCCCCUUUUUAUUUUUUAAGUCAGGGUCUUGCUGCCCAGGCUAGCCUUGAACUUGGGAUCCUCCUGCCUCAGCCUCCUGAAUCACUGGGAUAACAGAUGUGCACAACCAUGCCCAGCUGGAACUUAUUCUUAAAUAAUGACAGUGGUUGAUCUUGGUUGCUGCAUUGCUGUUGUAUGGCUCUUGAGCUUUUCUGCAUUCAUUUGGGUAUUGGACUUAUAGACUAUUUCAGUACUCCAUGCUUAGUUCCGUCGUUCAAUUCCAGAUUUUUGUUGUUGUUGUUUUGUAGUACUGGGGACUUCACCCAGGGAUGCUUUACCACUAAGCUAUACCCCCAAAUCCUUUUACUUUUUACUUUGAAACAGGGUUUCACUAAGUUGCCCAGUUUGGCCUUGAACUUGUGAGUCUUCUGCCUCAGCCUCCUGCGUAUCUGGGAUUAUAGGCAUACCCCAUUAUACCCAGCUUGUUGCUUAUUUUUUUGACUGGCCAUAGAAAUAUGAUUGUAUCCAGGCACUCUGUGGUCUAAUACUGGUCUUAUGGCUCAACACUGAUAUUCAUUCAUGUAACUAUUAUUUCUCAAACAUCUACAGUGUACAAGAACUCUCCUUAUCUAGAGCACAGACUGCUCACCUGGCACCUUGUGACCUCAGAGAGAAAAUGCAGGACCACUCUCUAUAGGAGCUGCCCACAACAGUGGGGUGUGCUGUGCGUGUAUCUUCAUUUGAUGUGGCCUCUGUGCCCUUCUGUCACCAGAGAGCUUAAGGUUCUAGCCCAGUAGAAAAUUAGGUGUCAGUGAUAAGGGACUCCCUAGGACCUCUUUUUCCUGACCAGUGUAUGUCCUGAGAUUGGUCAGAGUAGACCUGUCAGAAGAUUGGGCUACUCCCCAGAAAGCCAUCAUCAAGCUGAGUUUGAGUGCUGCAGGUACCUAGGACACCAGCCCCAGCUCCUUUCCACCCCAUAUGUGAAAUGAUAGGGCCCUAAGAACCGAAGAGGUCAUGGAGACAGAAGGAAGAGUGAAAGACUGAAUCAGAAGCCUGGGUAUCUUUUGUUCCUAGUAGUAACUUCUGGGUUCAGAGGGGCCAGGAAGGCCAACCACGAAUGCCUGUCAAGCGUUUUGGGCCUGGAGUGCCUUUUGGAUCCCUGUUAUCCACCUACUUGUAAGUUAUUUAAGCUAUUUCUGAGCUCAUAGUAAUUUUCCUGAAGGAGCCUCAGGUAAAUAAGGAUGGAAAAUAACCAAAACCAAAUUGACUAUAAAUCAUAACUUUAGCUUUUAGGAACAAUAGAUGACUAAUUUUACAAUGACCUUGAAAACCGGAGAGAAAUGGCUGUGGGGAAGAAAACUGACUGAAUAAUCCAAGAUGAUGUCAAACUAUAUGCCCUUGUAUCUCGUUAUUCAUAGUCAAACUACUACCUGGAAUUCUUUAUUUUGUAGGCGAUAACUCAUCCGAACAGCUGAUUAACAUAUAAUUAAAAUAUAGUAUAAUUUUAAGUUUAUAUGAGUUUAUAUGCUGCUUCAUACCCAACAAUUGUAUCAAAUAAGCCAAGUAUAUUAUGCACAGUUGAUCUCACACAGAUCAGGUGAGAACAGGUUCUAACACCACGUCUUAUAUUAAUAGACAUUGUUUAUAAAGUAUCUCUAUUUUUGGAAAUGUAAAUAUAAAUUAAUUUGGAAGACUGAUCAUUUUUAAUCUGAGAAAUAUGUAUAAGAAAGCCUACUCUUAUGUAAUAAUAUAAUAAUAUAAUAAUGUGAAUUGGCUUUCUCUAGCCUAGUAGAUAGAAUUUAUUAGUAUGGAUUGUUGCGUAACCAGUUUUCUUACAUCAAGGCUACUUGCAGAAUUGCAUGGUAAUAGCUUCUGUUGAAGAAGAUGGCUCUGCACUGACCCCUAGCGGUAUCCUGCAGUCUCUUGCAGUUAAUGUACAAGAGGAAAUGAAGGAACUCUUUCUUGAACCUGUUCUGCUGUUUCUAGUUCUGUUAAAGAGAUCUUGAGCUAUUUAAAUAAAAAUUGUCAUAUCAAUAUGAUGA